AUGUCAGCCAAGAGCUUCAGCAUAGUCACAGCUGCUGCAGUGCUUAUUCUCUUCCAAAAGACGCAGCUCUCAGUGCAAGCACCGUUAAAUGGAUCUAAGUGGUCUUACAUUGGUCCUGAUGGAGAGGCAACUUGGCCCAAGAAGUAUCCGUUUUGUGGAGGAGUAUUCCAGUCUCCAAUAGAUUUUCAUAAUGAUAUUCUCCAAUAUGAUACCACUCUCUUACCUUUAGAGCUUGUAGGCUACAACGUGUCCUCCACUGACCACUUUAUGUUGACCAAUAAUGGUCAUUCAGUAAGAAUGAGUCUGUUUCCUACCAUGCACAUCAGAAAUCUCCCUUUCCAAUACACGGCAACUCAGCUUCACCUACACUGGGGAAACAGGAACAAGCCAGAAGGCUCAGAGCACACAGUCAGUGGAAGGCAUUUUGCAGCAGAGCUUCAUAUUGUACAUUAUAACUCUGACAAAUAUCCCGAUGUAACAGCAGCAAUAGACAAAUCAGAUGGGCUAGCAGUUUUGGCUAUUCUCAUUGAGAUAGGCCCAUUCAAUCCAUCCUAUGAGAAGAUCUUCAGUCAUUUCCAGAACGUGAAAUACAAAGACCAGGUAGCUCUAGUCCCAGGUUUUGACAUCCAAGAACUGCUUCCUGACCAACUGGAUGAGUAUUAUCGCUAUGAAGGAUCCCUGACCACUCCUCCUUGUUUCCCUAGUGUUCUCUGGACAGUUUUCCGACACCCAGUAAAAGUUUCACAAGAACAGCUGCUGGCACUGGAAACAGCUCUGUACUGCACACAACCCAAUGACCCCGCACCCCUGGAAAUGGUUAAUAACUUCAGACACAUUCAGGAGUUUGAUGAAAGGCUGGUUUCUGUCUCCUUCCGUCAAGUCACUGUUUUAAGUGGCAUUAUGAUCACGUACAUCCUCCAGUUCCAUGUUGCCAAAUUUUCCUCAUUUUAA
Molecule: messenger RNA, 951 nt
Organism: Terrapene triunguis (Three-toed box turtle)
Lineage: Eukaryota; Metazoa; Chordata; Testudines; Emydidae
Gene: CA12
Product: carbonic anhydrase 12
Exons: 9
Coding region: 1-951 (316 amino acids)
Cellular component (GO): plasma membrane
Molecular function (GO): carbonate dehydratase activity; zinc ion binding
Source: RefSeq, a predicted model, not a curated record